AUGAGGAAGAAGUUGCUCAAGAAUACAGAGUUUGCCAACACUUGCUAUGCAGUUCCAGCUGGUCAAGGUGUUUUUGAGGUGCAAUCUAGUGACUUUCAUUAUAUUGUAGACAUUAAUGCCAGACAUUGUGACUGUAGAAGGUGGGAUCUAACAGGAUUACCAUGUAGCUAUGCAAUAUCUUGCUUGAGGCAUGAAAGCAUAGCCACAGAGUCAGUUGUGCCCAAGUGUUACUCUGUUGAAGCAUUUGGUACUGAUUAUGGUUUCAACAUAUGGCCAUGUGCAGAUAAGAGUACUUGGUAUAAAGUGGUAAACUAUCUAAAGGUUCUGUCUCCAGCUUAUGAGAAGAAGGUUGGCAUGCCAACAAAAUCAAGGAGGAAGCAACCACAUGAAGUUCAAGGAAAAUAUGGGUCCAAGAUGUCAAGGCAUGGAGUGGAGAUGCAUUGUUCAUACAACAACCAAUCUAGCCACAACAUUGUUGGCUGCUCUCUGAAAAAGGCUGGUCUUAAGCCCAACCAAAAGCUGAAGAGGAAGGCACCACCACCGCAAACAGAUAAUGCUGAAGACCAUGUGUUCAUUCAGGAAAAGUUCAACAUAAGGUGCCGUUCUGGUUUAAACCUCUAA
This is a messenger RNA of Panicum virgatum (switchgrass), 621 nucleotides long. RefSeq lists its product as uncharacterized. Gene Ontology annotation, molecular function: zinc ion binding. Bases 1 to 621 code for a protein of 206 amino acids. Lineage: Eukaryota; Viridiplantae; Streptophyta; Magnoliopsida; Poales; Poaceae. The record is from RefSeq and is a predicted model, not a curated record. The transcript has 3 exons.